AUGGCUGGUUGUGCUCCCUUCGGGGGUACACUCAGCGGGCAGACGGGUGCGCCUUCAGUUUUGUUUCAGAGUGGGGAUGGUAGAUCGCUUCAGGUGCACAAUGACAUUGUUCGGGGUGCCUGGAACUCCCUUGUUGCCCCUCGACCUUCUGACCCCAUGGACAUGCUUUUUGAUGAGUGUGACCCUUUAAAGUUUCCAUUGCAUAGACCGCGCAUGGCUUGGCAAUCUUCCGAUCCGCCUUCAGUGUGGUCUGAGAGACUUCGUUGCUCCAGCCACGGUGGCAAGGCCACGUUUCUGAAGUGUGUCAGGAAUGUGGAGGUGGCCACGUGGCGUGAGGUGAUGGACUCACUUCUUCAAAAGGCCCUCAAAAGAUGGUACGCGGUUAUCUCCAGAUGGGAGCCCGCCUUGGAGAUUGUGAAGCAGGUGAUACUUGUUGCCUUCGCCGACGGCAUCCAGGUCUUGAGUGACUACUUGACACCCAAGGCUCCUUCGACUUUGCUCAAGCGUGCUGGUUCCUUGAAGCUGCUGGAUGCUGCCCUCGCUUCCCCUGGGGACUACGCUUUCCUCCGCUUGAGCGGUAAGAGUCUCAGCGCUCUUCAGGGCAUCAAGGAGGCUGUUGGCUUCUGCUACUUCGUUCUCGGGCUGCAGGAGUGCGAGGCCCUUGUGAUGAGCAGGAGAUGUCGAGGCAUCACCAUCAACUGCGUCCUGAAGCCGGUGACACAAGCAUCCCCCUUUUCAGUAGAGGACCUAAAACAGCUGCUGGGACACGUGUUGAGACCAUUGGACGUGUGGGAUGCAAUCUUUUGCGGUGCAGUGCUCUUGGCGGUCUACAGCCGCUCAAGGUGGGCCGACAUGCAGUACGCUGAAGCAUUGUCUCUGGAUCGGGAUGCAUCGGGGAGAGUCGUCUUCAUCGACCUUCAAACCGCAAGGCGUAAAACCAUGAUGGCCAAGCAACAUCGACAUAAGUUCCUCACUAUGACAGCCCCGGCACAAGGCGUUAGCCCUGAUUCCUGGGUGGAGGCUUGGCUUGGUGUUUGCUCGCAAGUUGGUUUCGUGCCUUGUGACGGUUGGCCGGUCAUGCCAGCCCCAGAUGAGCAUGGACGUCCUACAGUGCGUGCCUUGUCUUCGGCGGAGGCCUCGGCGUGGAUUCGGCACCUGCUUGGGAAUGACAAGGUGGAUGACAGGCGUCUCUCUUCCCAUUCUUGCAAGUGUACAUUGCUCAGCAUGCUGUCAAAGUUCGGGGCCUCGGUUGACGUGAGGGCUUGUCUCGGAUACCAUGUCGGCAAGAAUCAGACAGUCUUCACGUAUUCCCGAGAAGCCGCUGCAGGACCGCUUCGAGUUCUACAAGACAUGUUGACUGCCAUCCAAAGGGGUGAGUUUCGGCCGGACGAAACUCGCUCGGGACGCUUUGUGACGAGUGACCAUCUGGCGUGGGAGCAGACGAGAGAGGAAAGGGAUUGGUAUCCUGAAAUGGGGCCCUUGGCCUCUGAAUUGGUGACGGAGGGCGACUUGCAGUCCCUUGCUGAGCCAGAUCCUGCAGAAGUUCCCCCGCGUGAAGAGGUUCAAGAACCUGUGCCGGAGCCCCCUUGGCUUGAACUAGGUGAUCCAGUUGCUGACUCCCCUCGUCCUCUUGACAGCUCGGAGCUCGACACUGCACUUGUCAACGGUGAGCCUGUUGAUCCUCCAACCUUUGGUGGUAAUCCCUCACUGGUCCAGGAGAGCUCAUCCUCAGGGGAGGACGGGAGCGAAUCGUCGACGGAGAGCACCUCCAGCAAUGAUGCAGAAGUGCCCCUCAAUGUGGUCCAGGUCCCUGUAGCGCCUGACGGGACUAAGUUUCUUAGGCGCAAGAAGUCGCGCAUGUGUCAUCUUCUUCGAGAUGGUGACGUGAGGCGCCUGCUUUGCGGUCGAGCGGUCAGUGACUUCUACAUUCCGGCGGGUCUGAUUCUUCUACAUUCCGGCGGGUCUGAUUCUUCUACAUUCCGGCGGGUCUGA
Molecule: messenger RNA, 1992 nt
Organism: Symbiodinium natans
Lineage: Eukaryota; Dinophyceae; Suessiales; Symbiodiniaceae
Source: the annotation of a GenBank genome assembly